AUGGACGACAACGAGGCCUUGAGCAAUGAGGAGACGGAGUCGCUGGAGGAGUGGCUCGCGCGGAAUUUACCCGACCCGGCAUCUCUGCCGCUCGUGCCUGCGGAUUCGGAAAUGGAUGCUGCAGCUGCUGCUGCAAUCGUCUCACGGAUCGAGCAGCUGGAACAAGAGCCCGAGGCAUCGAACUGGAAGCCGCCGACGCAACACGAAGUGCUGAUGCUCCUGAAGUAUCGCGACCACACUAGCUUCGCGACCGUCCCGCGCCGGCCUGUGGCAAAUCAGGUGCGGGCACACGGAAGCUGCGUCUUUCACGUCGCACCGAACCCAGCGCACGGCAAGCGCAAGAAGCGAGGCGGUGAGGCGUCUGCUUCUGCCGACGGUCUCGAUUUGUGGAUCAAACCCAACAGCGUGACGGGCCUUGGUGGCGGCUCGCUGUGGUACUCCGACCCGGACGCGCCGCACCAGAAGGUGGUCAAAGUGACCGCCUCGCUCAGUGCGGAGCAGAAGAGGCAGUACGGCGACAAGACAAUCCACCACUACUGCCUCAUGCACGCCGACGUGCCCGUUGAUUCGGCGACGAAAAGCGUUGGGUCAGCUAAGACGCCCUGCAAGCACCUCCACGAGCCUGUGCGCUGGCUGGUCGUCUCGACGAAGGAUGAGCCUCUGCAGGACGCUCAGCCCGCCCCGCUCGCGUUGCCUGCGGGGCCGUCGAGCUCGGAGGUCGGCGGCGAUGCCGCACAAGUCAAGCAGAACGCUUCGUUUGGCACGGUGGAGGUGGACGAGCUUCGGAUAGGGGGUGUCGACGUAUGGGGGGAGCUCACGCGACUCAAGAGAGAGCUGGCACUGCUCCAGCAGCAGCCGGACGGCAGGGAUGCCUGGACGAGCAGUCACCGAGCCGACCUUGCCGAAUGGAUGGAGAAGCUCGACCACUCCGAGCACGUGCGAGCCGGCGACGUCGUGCAGGUGCGUGGAGAGCGGCUGACCAAGGCGAUCACGUUUGAGCCGGGCGGCACGCUCUUCGUCGUCAGCAGCGACCCGGCGCUCGCUUUCAAUCUGCCCGAGGACACGGCGCAGCGCGAGCACGGCGCAGUGCUCGCCUUUGUCGGCCGCGUGCCCGUCCACUGCGUCGGCGACGCGCCGGUGGACUCCUACCUAGUGCCGUCGGGCGGCGGCGACGGCGCAGCGCGUGCGACCGAGGCGAUCGAGCGGGCCACGCGUGAAAACACAAUCGUCUGUCUGGAGACGGGGCUGGGCAAGACGCUCAUCGCCGUACGCCUGAUUGACCACUUCAUCGACGUGGGCAAGGCGCUCUUCAUCGCGCCAACCGUAGUCCUCGUCGAGCAGCAGGCGCGUGUGUGCCGCGAGCAGUGCGCGCAUUCGCUGCGUGUGGUCGAGCUGUGCGGCUCGCGGCAGGGCGACUGGACGCGCGCGAGCUGGACGCGGUGCUUGGCCGAGAGCGAUGUACUCGUCGGCACGCCCGAGAUAUUCAGGAGCGCGCUUGUCGACUCCGGCUGCCUCUCGCUUACCGCCUUUGGCCUCGUCAUCUUUGAUGAGGUACACCACGCCGUGGGGGGCGAUCCAAUGGCGUGCAUCAUGUACGACGCCUACCACUUGAUGCGCCAGGCAGGCGAAAGCGCGCCCAUGCCGCGUAUCGUUGGUCUAACGGCCUCCUUGGCAUCGGGCCGGCUCACCAAUCUGUCGGCGAAGCGGCAGCAGCUCGAGGUGCGUAUGGACGCCGCCAUGUUCCGGCCAGGCGUGCCGCCGGAGUACCUCGUCGAGCCGACGUUUGCACCGCGUGUGGAGUGGGCGGCUGAUGGCUUGGCCCGCUACGAAAGCCUCGCGCGCAGCAAGGUGGAGACGCUGUUCCGCGAGUUUGACGGCAUGCCCACUAAGGUGAAGGAUUUGGAGAGGCUCGUGCAGCGCGCGGGCCAUGUGCUGCUCGAGUGCGGCAUGAUGGGCUUCAUCUUUUACCUCGGCGAGUCACUCGCGUACCAGCUCGAGGGCAUCGCCAUCAAACUCUCCGAGAUACCAUACGCGCCGGCACUCCACGAGAAGGCGCGACGCCUCUGCUCUGUGCUGCCGCAGCUACGCGCCGGGCUACGCGACGCGGCGCGCAAACUGCAGGCCGACGGCGAGCUCACAGGCGCGCCAUGCAUCUCUUCCAAGUGCACUCGGCUGCUCGAGCUGCUCGGCGAGCUCUUUCGCGAGCACGGGGCGACGCGAGGCUACAAGGGCAUCAUUUUCGUGGAGCAGGUCAGCCUGACGUUCCCGCUCGCGCAUGUGAUCAACCAGCACCACCCGCAGUCGGCCUCGUCGGCGGCGCGCCGCGCCAUCCGCGCCCAGGCCAUCUCCGGCGUGGGCACGAUGUCGAGCGCGAGGCGCUCGGACGUCCUCGACGGCUUCAAGCGCGGGCGCACGAGCGUGCUCGUCGCGACGGCAGCGCUCGAGGAGGGCAUUGACGUCUCCGACUGCCAGUUUGUCAUUCGGUACUCCAAGUUCAACACCUCUAAGUCGCACAUCCAGGGCGCCGGCCGCGCGCGCCACGAGGACGCGGAGGUCUUCUACUUUGAGAAUGAUCCGGAGGACGAGGCGGCCAAGGCUCAGAAGAUGGCGGAGUGCGCGCGCAACGAGGACGUCAAGCUCAGCGAGGCGCAGAGGCUCGAGCGCGCCGAGGUGCGCUCCAUCGACGGCUUCUACCCCUAUGCGCCCUGCGCGACGGGCGGAGUCGUCAACAUCUACAACUGCGUGGGCAUCUUUCAAAGCUACUGCGGCAAGGUGAUCCGCGCGAUGCCGCGUCUAGAGCGGCGCAUCCACCGCGCCGUGCACUACCCUUCGCCCGCCGGCUACAUCACCGUGCCUCGCGCUGACGUGGACGCGCACUGGGGGACCCGCAGCGUCGAGGACGCGCUCGUGCCCGGUCGGCCGUUGAGUGCGCAGGACCAGGAGCGCCACCGCUUCUUCUACACUGUCGUUGUGAAGAUGCGCGAGGCGGGCCACCUUACAGCCGACAACCAGCCGAGCGCCGAGGCGCGUGCAGAGACCAAGGCGGCGAUUGCGGCCAUCCCCAUGCCCGACGAGGUGACGCUGCGCGACUUAUUUGCCCCCGAUGCGCUCGACCCGCCGCCGUUGCCGCGCAUCGCCGAUGCCGGUGCGGAAGGUGGCGGAGGUGACGAUCUUGCGACGCCGAGGCCAGUCGCAGCGACGCUCGCACCGGGGCCGCCGACCUCGCCGCCGGCCUCGCUCGCACAAGCUAGCAUCAAUGAGGACGCCAAGUCACGGCUCGGCCGGAAGUAUCCGGCGCAGGCUGCGUCGGCAAGCCUCACCUACCACACCGAGCGAGAGGGCCCGGCGCACGCACCUCACUUUCGGGCGACGGUGAGGGUGGUCGUGGGAGGCGAGCUCAGAGAGUUUGUCGGCGAGUGGAGUUCCACACGCAAGGCAGCGGAGCAAUCGGCCGCGGCCGCUGCUCUGCGGUUCAUCGAUGUGCCAGCCGCGGUCGGGCCCUCGGGCUGCUGA
Messenger RNA from Emiliania huxleyi CCMP1516, 3513 nucleotides. RefSeq lists its product as hypothetical. Bases 1 to 3513 code for a protein of 1170 amino acids. NCBI's taxonomy places the organism in Eukaryota, Haptophyta, Isochrysidales, Noelaerhabdaceae. The transcript is spliced from 3 exons. Gene Ontology annotation, molecular function: nucleic acid binding; ATP binding. The record is from RefSeq and is a predicted model, not a curated record. Gene Ontology annotation, cellular component: cytoplasm.